This is a messenger RNA of Cydia pomonella (codling moth), 960 nucleotides long. RefSeq names its product trypsin, alkaline B-like. The record is from RefSeq and is a predicted model, not a curated record. Gene Ontology annotation, biological process: proteolysis. Bases 92 to 916 code for a protein of 274 amino acids. Gene Ontology annotation, molecular function: serine-type endopeptidase activity. The transcript has 6 exons. NCBI's taxonomy places the organism in Eukaryota, Metazoa, Arthropoda, Insecta, Lepidoptera, Tortricidae.
CGAUUAGCAUUGAUGAAGACUAUAUCAGGGGGAGUCGUAAGAUUGUGUUUGUACUUUGUGUUCCUUGGGCUCGUUGCAACGUGCCUGCAUUAUGGCUUUCAGGCUCAUCGCUUUACUUCUGGUUGUAGUUUCUGUGGCUUCGGCAGAACCUGGCCGUAUCGUAGACGGCAGCCCCACCACCAUCGAGGAGUUCCCCUACAUAGCGGCAUACACCUACACUUACCCUGGACCAGGCAUCACAGUCCAGCGAUGUGUCGGCGCUAUUCUCUCGUCCUUCCACGUGGUCACCACCAGCUUCUGCUUCACCGGCGCGGUACUGGAAAACAUGAAGGUCCGCGCAGGCUCCACAAACAGCCUGUCUGGCGGUGAGGUCCGCGAUAUCGCGCGGGUUAUCAAGCAUCCCGACUACGUUGAGGUCCCCAGAGCCGCCGACAUCGCCAUAACAGUUCUUUCUGCCCCCCUCUUCAUGACCAGCGCCAUCAACGCGCUGUUUCUGCCGGCGCAGAACCAGUACAUUGCGGACUAUACGAGCGUCAAAAUCGUCAGUUGGGGCUUUGAGUCGGAACAAGGACCGCAACUAGAGCAGCUGAAGACUGUGAACCUGUUGAAGAUACCGUUGCUCGAGUGCCAAGAGCGGUACAGUGAUGUCGACGACGUCGCCAUCGACGACCCUGUCCUAUGCGUUGGAGACCAAGGCGCGCAAGGCAUGUGCAUGGGUGACUCGGGCGCUCCCAUGGCCAUCGGACAAGUCCUAGUCGGGGUCUCAUCAUUCUACAAGGGUUGCGGAGACCCAACUUUCCCUGACGUGUUCACCCGUAUUGACAGAUACACGGAUUGGAUACUAGAGGUCGCUACUGCGGCGAAUGUUAGGGCAAAUGUGAGUGCUGUUAGAACUAGCCCGGUUGUAUCGUCGUGAGAUUUGUGUACAAUAAAUUGUGCAUAUUCAGAAUUGCGUUAUUA